Molecule: messenger RNA, 15070 nt
Organism: Pelobates cultripes (western spadefoot toad)
Lineage: Eukaryota; Metazoa; Chordata; Amphibia; Anura; Pelobatidae
Source: the annotation of a GenBank genome assembly
CCCGCCAGCACCCCCCGACCGCCCAGCAGCCAGCCCAUCAGCCUGACUGGAAAGUCAGUUAGCUGCAAGGCUAACAAGACAUUUGCCCUGGGCAUUUGGUGGCGGCUUUUUUUGCCGCCCAAGGCAAGUGCCUUGUUUGCCUUGCGGCUAAAACGUCCCUGGGUCUGUGUGUGCACUCAGCGGUCUGGGUGUGUGUACUCGGCGGUCUCUGUGUGUGUACCCGGCGGCCUGUGUGUGUGUACCCGGCGGUCUCUGUGUGUGUGUACCCGGCGGUCUCUGUGUGUGUGUACCCGGCGGUCUCUGUCUGUGUACUCGGCGGUCUCUGUGGGUGUACCCGGCGGUCUCUGUGGGUGUACCCGGCGGUCUCUGUGGGUGUACGGUCUCUGUGUGUGUGUACCCCGGUCUCUGUGUGUGUGUACCCGGCGGUCUCUGUCUGUGUACUCGGCGGUCUCUGUGGGUGUACCCGGCGGUCUCUGUGGGUGUACCCGGCGGUCUCUGUGGGUGUACCCGGCGGUCUCUGUGUGUGUGUACCCGGCGGUCUGUGUGUGUGUACCCGGCGGUCUCUGUGUGUGUACCCGGCGGUCUCUGUGGGUGUACCCGGCGGUCUGUGUGUGUGUACUCGGCGGUCUCUGUGUGUGUGUACCCGGCGGUCUCUGUGUGUGUACUCAGGUUUAAUUGCCGUGUUAUUUGAGGUAAAUAAAGUUGCCAUGUAUUGCGGUUUGGGCACUGGGCUAGUGGCUGCCUACCAUGGGUAAUGGCUUUAUAGGAAGCGUGCCACCCCGAGCAAUGCGGGAUAAUCUCCGCUCAGAACAUCACAGCGACCCGUCUACAGGCGGCAGCACAUCCGGCUAUCCUAUCCUGCCUGCCGCCUAUCCAGCCCGGCUACUGACCGGACAAGGUGCGCGUGGCCGUGCGCGUGCCCGGCAGAUCACCUGCACAGGCCACUUCCGGGUGCUGAGGCCUCGCGUCCGCCAGCUUUCACCGCACGACAAAUGUGCCAGUGCGCAUGCGUAGCCCGAUACCACCGGAAGUGACGCGAAGUUGCAACACGAAGUGGCCUCUGGGUGUAGCAGUAUGGCGGCGCUUCCGCUUCCGUAAGUGUCUGGGGCCGCGGGGGCCGCUGGGAGAGCUGGUAGCAGCGGGUCCGAUGCGGGGUGACCGUAGGAGACCCCGGAAACUGCGUCACUGGCGGCGGCGCCUCAUCAGUAUGCAGCCUUAUUAACAUAAUGAGCUGAGGCCGGCGGGUAGAGCCCGGUAUACCGUGUGUGGGGCCCCGGGGAGUGACCUUACUGUACUCUAUAGAGCCGGAGUGAAGGCCUGGACGGGAUGGGAGACAGCCGGGGUGAGUGUGUUUACAGACAUCCCAAUACAGCCUGCCCUCUGAUAGGCCGUGACCAGGGGAAGUGUGUAAUGCAGAUCUGAGACACAACUCCCACAACGCCCAGCCAGCUUCAUGACAGCCCGUAGGAGGGGGGGGGAGAGGAAAUCCACAACUCCCACAACGCACAGCCAGAUUCAUGUCUGUCUAGGGAGGGGGAGAGAGAGGAAAUCCACAACUCCCACAACGCACAGCCAGAUUCAUGGCUGUCGGGGGAGAGAAGAUGCACAACUCCCACAACGCACAGCCAGCUUCAUGGCUGUCUAGGGAGGGGGGAGAGGAAAUCCACAACGCACAGCCAGCUUCAUGGCUGUCUAGGGAGGGGGGAGAGGAAAUCCACAACUCCCACAACGCACAGCCAGCUUCAUGGCUGUCUGGGGGGAGGAGAAGAUCCACAACGCACAGUCAGCUUCACGGCUGGGGGGGAGGAGAUCCUCAACUCCCACAACGCCCAGCCAGCUUAAUGGCUGUCUAUGGGGGGGAAGAGGAGAUCCACAACGCCUAGCCAGUUUCAUGGCUGUCUAUUGGGGGAGGAGAUUCACAACUCCCCCAACGCCUAGUCAGUUUCAUGGCUGUCUAUUGGGGGAGGAGAUUCACAACUCCCACAACGCCCAGCCAGCUUCAUGGCUGUCUAUGGUGGGAGGGAGGCCAAACUUAGAACAACAAUAGCUGGAGAUCCACAGCUCCCACAAUGCUAAGCCAGCUUCAUGGCCGUCUAUGAGAGGAGGGGGAGGUCAAACCUAGAACAACAAUAGCUGGAGAUCCACAACUCCCACAACGCCCAGCCAGCUUCAUGGCUGUCUAUGAGAGGAGGGGGAGGCCAAACCUAGAACAACAAUAGCUGGAGAUCCACAAUGCCCAACCAGCUUCAUGGCUGUCUAUGGUGGGAGGGAGGCCAAACCUAGAACAACAAUAGCUGGAGAACUACAACGCUCAACCAGCUUCAUGGCUGUCUAUGGUGGGAGGGAGGCCAAACCUAGAACAACAAUAGCUGGAGAUCCACAACUCCCACAAUGCUCAGCCAGCUUCAUGGCUGUCUAUGGUGGGAGGGAGGCCAAACCUAGAACAACAAUAGCUGGAGAUCCACAACUCCCACAAUGCUCAGCCAGCUUCAUGGCUGUCUAUGGUGGGGGGGAGGCCAAACCUAGAACAACAAUAGCUGGAGAGCCACAACUCCCACAACGCCCAGCCAGCUUCAUGGCUGCCAAAACAACAGGGGAGUUCCUGUUAGUUUAGUAACAGUUUGGGGACUCAGUUCAGACAUUUCACCAGGAAUUGUGUUUUUCUCUAUUUAUGCACGGUUUGUAAAAAAAUUCUAAUCUGUUUAUACUGUCUCUCUCCACAGUGUGCCAGAGCCCUGACACUUCAUCUCUCAGCCCACCCUUGGGUCGUUCACUCAGCGGCACACCUCCUCCUCCUUCUGCUCCCCUGCACCCUUCAAUGAUUGGAUCUGCAAUGACUUCGUCUGUGAAUUCUCCCCUUGGGAGUCUGGGCUCUCCUUUCCCUGUUAUAAACUGUUCUGUGGGUUCACCUGGUAUACCAGGUACACCAUCUAUAGGAUAUGGGCCAGUCAGCAGUCCACAGGUAAUAUAUCAUAAUGUAAUACUAUGCGUAUAUGGAGCUAAUGUCAGCUUGUAAAGGUCUGCAUAUUUUGGAUUCUAAUAUUUUAUAUGUACAAUGUGUGUCUAUGGCAGUUUAAAAAUAAAAUAUUGGGGUAAGAUUUCCUUAUUGUUGGCAAUUGUUGUAGAAUGCCCAUCCAGAUCUUGAUGUGCUUGGUUCCAGUUAAUAGGGAGUAUUCAUGUGGGGGCGAGUGUGUCUUACAUGAAUGGUGUUUACUUACUGCGGCAUUUUAUUUCCAAUGGAUAGCAUUGAAAAGGAAGCGUAUAGCCUUAAAAUGACACUCCACAGCCCAAAUACAAAAGAAAUAAAAAAAUCCAUGUUUAGCAGAUAUCCCCAAAUGCAUUUAAUUAUGCAUUUUUGGGGAGUUGUAAAUCUGAAAACGGCUUGAAAAAGCUGCAGUUCUCUUGUCUGUUGCCUUUGCACCCCUCCUUCCCCAGCCCAGAUGUUCUGUGACUGUCCAAUUACAGACUUCCCACUGCUUAAUGAAAAGUUUUUGCAAGGCAGGUGCUCUGGGUAAUUGUUGCCUCUUGAGUGUAACUCCUCUGAGCUAGACCAACCAGGAAGUAAAGGGACCUGUUAUCUAUUUGAAAACCAUAUAAAGCAUUUCAUCAAGCUAAAUGCUUUACAUGUCCAGAGUGUUAAAUUGGCAAUAAAAUGUUGGGUUGACAGUAGUAUAGAUAUUUAAAUUAUCAGAAUUGAAUGCAAAGGAAACUUAAUCUUUAAAAAAAAUACAGAUAAUUCAUAAAUGAUGACCAGUGGGGAUGUGAGACUGACUUGGUAGCAAUGUGGCGAGGCAACAUAGUUUACGUAUUGCAGAUGUCAUCACUAGUCCAGUGUAGUCAAAAGUUUAAUUGCAGCUGUUUACCUUUUCUUUCUUUCUAAUCCAGAGUGGUACGUGCAGUUGGGUCACUGUACUAUGCCAGUGGUUGACAAAUUUGCUUGGACUAUAGGGGCCACUUUGUCAACACCAUAAAUACAAAUCUUAAAGGGACACUAUAGUCACCAGAACCACCACAUCUGUUCUGGUGGCUCUAGCCUGCCCCUGUACACUUUUCAUUGUAAACAUGGACUACAUUGUUUUCUAGUGACAGACACUCAGAUGGCCUCUAGAGGUGCGUUCUAGGUCAGUGCUUUACAGUGUGCAGCACCUACAUUCAACAUCUCCACGCUCUGCAUUGAGGCACUAAAUGUUUCCCAUAGAGAUCCAUUGAUUCAAUGCAUGGUGUUUUGCCACACAUGCACAAUAGUCUUCCAAUGACUUCCUAUGGGAAAGCAUUGGAUUGUAUGAGAUCAUCAAGUUAGACAAUCUGGAGGUGGGGCCAGCUGCGGUUACAGCGGCAUGGCGUGAAAAAAAAGAGUCAAAAUAUCUUUCCCAUGUGAUUGGAGGGACAUUUUACCUAGACAUUCCCUCACCCAUGUAUCUAUGUGUGUCCACCCAGCCUCUCUACCUUUUGGUUUAAUGAUGCCUUGGCUGGAGAGACCUCAUAUUCCGGCUUCCAGCAUCCCUAGAGGGUGCACGAGUGAGCAGAGCAUGGACAUGACAGCUCCCUCGCCGCCAUCCAUGAGCCACCUACCUGCCAGUCCAUGCUCUCUCUGAGCAGGCUGCUUGGUCAGCCACCCGCCCAUUUCUACUCACAGUCAGCUGGUCGCCUUAAGGGCUGAAAGGCCAACAAAUCUCAAGCGCCAGGACACAAUUCCUGGCGUCUGGGUUUGUUGAGCCCUGUUCUAUGCUUUUAUUUAAUGUUCUCCUAAGGCUUUGUUUUUUGUUUCUUUUUUCUCACAAUAUCCUCUCAAUGAAAAAUUCCAGAUAUAGUCCAAUCAUGACAUAUGGUUUGUGUAAUGUGUUUUUUUUUUUUUUGUGUGUGUGUGUGCAAAUUUCACAAUGAAUUAAUUUUUGAACAUACUCUUUUACAGAUAAAUUCCACAGUAAACCUUUCUGGUCUACAUAAUGUUAGCUCUUCAGAAGAUGUGAAACCUCCUCUGGGCAUGAGAGGAAUGCCAGGUCAUCCCAAUGGAGGGGCAGUCAGUGGGAAGCGUCUGUGUGCGAUAUGUGGGGACCGCUCAUCAGGUGAGAUACCAGAACAAAAGUAUUUGGUAUACACAGGGUUUAGCACAACGCACUUCAAAAACUCUCUUCUGUACACAGCAAGAGACCAGAAUUUUAGGAUAACUGUGCCAGUGUUCAAGUGUCUUAAUAAGAAUGAUGGAAUGUCAGGAUUAUCUACUAAAUUCUGAAUUUUCACAAGCAUUUCUCCACAUCUGCUAUUAUUUAUUUCCUCCUCUUGAUUCAUGUCUAAUUUAUUUCCUAGAAACUGAGUUUAGUGACUGUGUUAGUUACUGGUUUAGAACACUUUUAUUAAACAAAGGUUUUGUUUAAAUGCUCGCCUGCUGAUAUGUCCUAGGGUCAGAUGUAAGGAACAAUGGCCUAGUCGGUUUAAGAUGGUUCUUUGUAAGGUUUUGUAUCUUGGCAUUCCAGGCAUGCCAUUGACCUUUAAGUGUUCGGGUUAAAUAUGUCAUAUUUACAUUGUUUAGUCUAUUCCUCAUUACUAAGGUGAGAACUAAAUUUCCUAUUUGACAGGAGCAGUUAGUGGAAUCUGGUGUGCAGUAACAUUUUUGGGUGAUACUGUUAGGACUGUUGUAUCUUUUCAUGUUUUAAAAUUCAGUGUAAGUGAAGUUAUGGCCCAUGUCAGGCUUUUAAAGCAUUUUGCAGCAGCGAUAUGUUUCCAAAUAUUAAACUGUUUGUCUCUCACCUAUUCCUUUUUUAGGGAAGCAUUAUGGUGUUUAUAGUUGUGAGGGCUGCAAGGGAUUCUUCAAACGUACAAUCCGGAAGGACCUGACCUAUACUUGUCGAGACAAUAAGGACUGUGUAGUGGACAAGAGGCAGAGAAAUCGCUGCCAAUACUGCAGAUAUCAGAAGUGCCUCGCUACCGGCAUGAAAAGAGAGGGUAUGUUUUUAUGUUGUCCAUAUAUUUCAGUGGAAGAAAACUAAAAUAUAGUAGGUCAUCUGUAGCAUAAAUAUGAUAUAAAAAAUGAUAGAUAACCGUGGGCUGCUUCACACUCAAACGAGCGACUUGAAACCGAGAAUACUGAAUAUAGAGUAGUGUGAGUACCCCUAUAAAUACACAGGGAUAAUAUAGAACAAACAAUAUUUUAAUGUUUAAAAUACCAGGGAAAACACAGACAAGAGACAAUUCCGCUCUAAAAGGAUCAAUUAAAUUUCUUGUUAGGUAAAACAGACGAUCUAGUUGCAAUGCCGUAAAAACUGCAAAACUGCAAAAGAGAUAUAACACUAGUCCAAAAAUUGUCAAAGUGUAGCAAACCACUGAGAUAAUUUUAAGGAAACAGAUGGCUAUAAAUUGUAACUUUCACACACAAUUGAGUAGUAUCACCUAAACCGUGACAUAACAAUGAGCAAAAAAAAACUAAAAAUGGUGUGAUCCGAAAGUAAACCACAGCUCAAAGAGAACCACCUAAGUCUGCACACAAUAAGUUUAAAAAAAAAAUCUUAUCUAUAGUCAAUAGCAAAAAUUGGUACUUAUCCGUGGGGGGCCCUCCACAUGUCUGAAAUGAUGCUGUAGCCUGGAUAGAUGCCGUGCAGAGGUGAUUCCAAUGGUAUCCGGAAGGUGCUGCAGUGCACAGAUAUAGUACGGUGUCCAAUGUAGGACAAGCAUGCCCUACUGCUGCACAAGCCGAAGCAGAACAGCACGCUAAGCUCGAGUUGUGUGGUAAGCCACGGCCACUUUAAUGGAGCAAUGUCAAAUAUCUGGAAUUGGUAAAAACGAGCCCAGAGAGUCUAUGCGUUUUGUCUCCUCUUGAGACUUUAUCUAGAUUGUGGUCCCAAGUCUUUUAAAUGCAGAAUAUAAAUGCCCUCCAGUGGGGAAGAUGCUUAAGUUAGAUCAAAAAACACAAGUGGAAUAAUCACAUAAGUCCCUGGUAGCACCUGGCCUAUAAUGACAAGUAUAUAGAGGAAUUGUAUAGUAAUAGGUAUUCCCAAACAAAGUUGUUCACUAAGGAGCAAACCAAUCAACCCCAAAAAGACAAUGAGUAGCAUAUACUGAUACAUUUAUAGAGGAAUUGUAUAGUAAUAGGAAUUCCCAAGCUAAUUGCUCACAAUCAGAGUAAAUUCAAGGAGGACAAAUUCAAACUAUAAGCUGUAACUGUACAGGAAAAAGAGGCAUAUCUACUAAGGCUCGUUACAUUCUUGUAAGUGUCACAGCUAGGGUGUGUGUGGUUAGGGCUUCAGUAACAAAGGUGAUUUAACUCCUAAAUGGCAGAGAAUUGAGCAGUGAGACUGCAGUGGCAUGAUCUAUCAAAACUGCUUCACAAUUAUGUUAGUGUCUAAACCCCUCUUGGUGUGUGUGUCUGUCUGUCUUGAUGGGUAUAAAGAAAAUGCAAAGAGAUUGGAGCGGAGGUGAUUUUAAUAAAAAAAAAUGGAAAUGGCAGUAUCUUGUGUUUGCUAUUGUGUAAUGCUGUUUGGCUUUAGCAGCAGGUUAUCGUGUGUGUGUGUGUGUGUGAUACACACAUUAGAGCUCUUUAUUCAUUUGCUAAUUAAUAGGUCUUUUUAUUAUAUUCUACAGAUUUACCUGUCUCAGUCCACCCCUAACUUCAACAUGUAUUCAUUACAUGUACACAACUGUGACAAGACAUUAGAAUUGUGAUGUUUCGUGAGAAUGCAUUGAUCAGUAUGCAAAACUGCUACAAUGCCUUGUGUUGGUGUGUCUGUCUCUUUAAAGUACAGACUGUACUUUUAGAAUGUGGGAGUGUCCCUGGUUAACAUGGGAAUGAUUGAUUUGGUGACAUCAGCAAAGAGUAAAGUUGCACAAUCCAAACUAAUAUUUUCUUAGUCUGAGUCUAUUAAAUUUAAAAUAUGAAUGUGGUAGAUUUCAACUCUCCGUAUCCUCUCUAGCUGUACAAUCUUCUUGUUACUGAGAUUUAUUUUAUGGUGUGCGAUGACAUAUCCCAUGCCAACCCCUCCUGCCUCGAUUGUUUUGUAGUUCACACUAAUAAGUGGUGAUGGCCUAUCUGUUCUAUUCUAGCACUUCAUGUACCAAUGAUUGCUACAUUUCAGUACAUCAGCUGUUGUAGACUAUAGUUCUGUUUUCCAUUUAAAUGCCAGAACUCCAGGAGGUGACCACCACUGGUUAAUAGUACUACACACGUGUAACAUAAGCAGUCUGUAACCUUAAUUAACCUAUAGUUUUUUUAAAAGGCUGCGAUGGGAAGUAAAGUUUAGCAGCCAGCAAUGUUUACCAGACACAACCUGACUAUUAUGAAAUUCUGUGGUAGAUCACAAGGGUGUGGGUUUUUUUUUUUUUUUUAAUUUCCCUUAGUAUAGGGCUUUGACCAAAGAGAAAAAACACUUCAUUUGUUACUCUUUAAAGAUCUCCUUAUCUUUGCAUGUAUAACUUGCACAUUCAUAUAAGUGUUUAAUAUCUUUUCGACAUCUAGUGUCAUCCACUUUUUAAAUAUCUUGCAUGCUGUUAUUUAUAACCCACGCAGUAUUGCUAUCGACUCCCUCCCCUUUGCACUCUCCGGUAUGUCUGCAUUCCACAAUAGUGUGUUUACCUAAUAUUACCUGCUGGCUGUGGCAAAGUUGCUAUUGCUAAGUACAUCCUUAUUUUCUUAAUUUCAUCUAGAGUCUUCCCUUUCCAGUGUAAAUGCCCGGUUGUGUUUUAUUCUGUCUAGCAAUGCUAUUUCACUCUGGGCCCAGGUACUUUCAUGUGUAAAUCCAGAGGCAUGCUAGGUAUUUGGGUAUAGACCUUUUUAAAAAGUAAAAUGCUCUAUUGGUCAACAACACUGAAAAUAGUACUUUUGUAAAAAUAUUACAUACAAACUGAAAAUCUUAAAUAUCAAAAGUUGAUUUGUCACACUGGAUGCUUGACCAUUUCAGUCACACUAUCCUAUGACUUACAUUGUAUGUCUGACAUUGUGUCCCAAUAUAUUUUUCAAUUUGAGACUCCCAGUGAAAUGGCUUGUGGGUUUUGUUGGAACUUGCUGCCAAUCCAUUUUGAUACCUUGUCAUUUAAUGCAAUAAACAUCCCUAUGCUCACACAGUUGAGGCUGUUGGCCUGUUUCAAAGAUAAUGCAUACAAAAUAUUAUAGUCAAAGCUCAAUCAGUAUGGGUCAUUUUUGGUGUGGCAAUGAGAAAGAAACAGGGUGCUUAAAGGGGAAAAACCUGUUCUCUCACAAGGUACUAAACAAUCAUACAAUACAAAUAAUUCCCAAGCACACCAGAGAUUUUCAUACAAAGAUACUUUUAUUAAAGAUAUAUUUAAUGAAAAAGUGCAUUUGUGCAAAACCGAGAUACAGAUAAUACUAUUAAAUGUUCAAAUCUGCAUGUUUGUUAAAGUGCUUAAGACAUAAAGUGCUUUUACCAAAAACCCAUAAAAUAUAAACAAGAUUUACUGACCUAGAGCGUGGAGCUCAAAAGAACCCCAAUGUUUCUUUCUCAAGAGAUCGCCCUUGAGAAAGGUCAAGGACCGAAAUGUCGGUGUUGUUUUGGUCUCCAAGCUCUAGGUCAGUAAACUGACAGUGUUACUGUCCACUACAUGCACCAUACAAUGUUAUCCGUGAAUUCUGGAACUGUGAUCCUUCGCUAGCUCGUCAAAACAAGACUUUUCCAGUGCUACAUAAAAGGCUGUCUUCCCAUAUGACCAGUAAUUCAAUAUUUUAUUUGGUUUUGAAUUUGGGUAUCCAAUUUAAAACUGAUGAAAAGUGGUCUAUACAGCUCAGGGCACUGCUAUAUAUAAAAGUGUGUUCUAAAAUAACAGUAGUGCAAUCACAGGUCUUGAUAUUUGCUGAUUUUUAAUACAUGGAAGUCAUUUACAUGAAGUGACCAGUGUUGAUCCUGCCUACAUAUUUCACAAGAAUUGCACACAGGCAAGUAUCAGUGUAAUGUUCCUUUUUUUUGUUUUUUUUAAAACUUUUGUAGAGAUAGCUAUAAAUAAGCAAAUAGUUUCUCAUUCACUGUGAAGAUGGUUUGUUUUUGCUUUAGUAAAAAAUAGCAGUAAAUUAAUCUGAACUUGAUGCAUAGCAAGCACAUAAACUAAAGAUAUUGUGUACAGACUGUUGUCCAUACAAUUGCAUCAUUUACAGUAUUCUAAUUGGAACCAGAUCCUUGUGAUUAUCAAAUACAAUUUGAAUACAAAGGUCCAAUCACAGGUUAUGUGCAAUCUCAGAUCCUGCUCAGAUGGUUUAGGACAUACCGUACACAGUUAGUGCUGUUGCCCCAUUGUGCAUCGGUUUGUCUCCUGCUAGAGAGCUUGUAUUUUGUAAGCCGACAUGGGUAUGGCAUUCCCACACGAUAUCUAUGAUUGUAGUGAAGCUUUUGCUUCUGUUUCCCUUUGUGUCCCCGGUUGCUCCUUAUUGUCUGUAUUCUGCCAUGAAAUGGUUCAAAUUGUGUCCUGUUUGUACAUCUGUGUCCACUUAAUGAAUUCCAGCUAUUUAUGUUCCAGCCGUGCAAGAGGAACGACAGAGGGGACGGGAACGUGAAGGAGAGGCGGAAUUUAGUGGGGCUAUUAAUGAAGAGAUGCCUGUUGAGAAAAUCUUGGAGGCAGAGCUAGCAGUGGAACAGAAGAGCGACCAGAGCCUAGAGGGUGGAGGAUCAGUGAGUAAUUACCCAUGUCCUUUUAAGUAUGGAGUUGGAUAGAAGUCCAUAUCAGUCCACUUCUACAGAGGCUACUGCAAGGUUCUGCAAAUUGUUUGGAAAUAUCCAGUCUAUACAUUGUACUGUGAGAUUUCUGCAUAGUAUCUUAGUUGUUCCUGGAACAUCACGCUUCUUAACAGAGAUCUUAGAUGUCGCACCUGGAUUCUGUUUAAUCCGUUCUCCUAGUUUACAGCCCCGACUGCUCUGAUCACAACUGGAAUUAUUACUGCCUUCUCCUUCCACAUCUUAUAUAUAGCAAAUGGUACUCCUAGGGCAGAUCUCUGAGGAACAACUGGAAAUCACCCAGCAGUUUGAGGAUUAACUUCUUUAUUGCAUUGUUUAUCUUUGGCAGGUUUUUUUCCCCUCCCUGUUUUACCCUCACUUUUUCUAUCUUCUCCACUCUAGCCCAGUGAUCCAGUUACCAAUAUCUGUCAAGCUGCAGACAAACAACUAUUCACUCUUGUCGAAUGGGCCAAGAGAAUCCCUCACUUCUCUGAGCUGCUGCUGGAUGAUCAGGUUAUUCUACUUAGAGCUGGUAAGUAGCUGUUUCAUGUCAAUUUAUGAAAAGGAUUAUUUUCCCCACUAGUUCCCCAGAACUUUCAUUCAUAUUUUUUCUUCUCCUUCAGGAUGGAACGAACUUCUCAUAGCUUCCUUCUCUCACCGCUCCAUCUCUGUCAAAGAUGGGAUUCUUCUGGCUACUGGUCUGCAUGUUCAUCGCAACAGCGCACACAGCGCUGGGGUUGGAGCCAUUUUUGACCGGUAAUAAAAUACACAGUGCACACUGGUUGGUGGAUAAUGUGAUGCACUACAAAACAUCCAUGUAAGACCUAACUACAGUGCAAACAGCAUGGUAUUAGGUGCCAAGCAAAUUCUCUCAACUUUUGUGAUGGAGGGGAGGGAAAUGACCCCUGUGACUAUCCCUGUACUCCAUAGUAACCAUAAUGAGGUUCCAUGUCCUUAUCCCCAUCUGACUUAAAUAAUGCUAAUCUGAAAUAGAAUUUAUUAGCCGUCAAUGAUGUUUUAUGGUGGCAUAUAGACUUUAAUUCCUUAAUGAUCAAAUCAUUGUCUGUGGUGCAAUCACAAAAAUCUGUGCUUUAAAAAAAGAAAAGAAAAAAAAUGCUAUUUGUAAGUGGACUCUUUAGGUGACAUUUGGGCUCCAUUGAGCUGUUGAUGCUGAUUAAGCAGGACGUGCCAUAUUGGCAAAAGUUCAGAUUGUGAUGGCAGUAAGGAAUAUCUUUGAUCUGCGCUAGAAUAAACUUGGAUCACAAAUCCAUUGAACAUUAUUUUUCUUUGCAACAAUAUUAUGUGAACACAGGUUUGUAUGCAGUAGAGUACGGAAGUUGGCACAGUCCACACAAAAAUAGCUUUUACUGCCUGAAAAUUACAAGUAGUGUACAUUCCACUCUAACAUUAUACAUUCUGUUUGCAUUUAUUUAUAACCUAUAUGUCCUUUCCACCACCUUGCUGUGUAGAUGAUGUUUUGUGUCUGUUGCAGGGUCCUGACUGAACUUGUAUCUAAGAUGAGAGACAUGCGCAUGGAUAAAACUGAGCUGGGUUGUCUGCGAGCAAUCAUUUUGUUUAAUCCAGGUAUCAUUACAAAUAUUGUACAACAGGUUUAUUGUGUGAGCUAGAUGAGGCAUGUGAGGGAAUUCACACAGCAGACCAGGCUCUUUAACACCUAUGCACAGGAUAUCAGAGUUAUGAUAUACAAUGUCCAGACUUUGUAGGAUUGAAUGUGUGAGCGUGAAAAAAGUGUGAAAUACAGAAGAAAUGGAGCUCUCUGGAAUUGUGUUAGUGAUAUCAAAGGGUAUAAUAUCACAUACAAGGUCAUAUGUAUAUCAUUGUAGAUCCAGACUGUACAGCGUCACAUAUUAAAACCAUAUGAUCACACAAAUAGUAUUUUGUACACAGUCUGGUUUUGUAAACUGAAACAUGUUGCACACAAUAGCCAGUGGCUUGAUAAUACCUGAGAAUAUUUUACCCCAUGCAACCUCACAUGUGUUUAAAGAUAGGAAUAAAAAGUUUUGCUGUUUGAUCUAAGAACAUACAGCCCAUAUGAGAGACUGUGCAUGCCCUGCCUUUUGUUUAAUUUGAGUUAUGGACAUUCCUUGCCAAGUUAUGUUUGUUUUUUUGUUGGUUUUUUUUAUUUUUUUGAGUCCUUGUCUGCACUAGGAAAGGGUAGAAAAUUUUCCAAUGUCAUAAACGUGGAAUGUAUGGGACCUCUGUGAGGUUAUAACUGAGAACACUCAGCCAGUUGCAUCACUGUAUUAUCAUCUUUGUUACAAUGUGUGUAUGUGAUUGAACAAAGUCUUCUGUGUGGAAACUUUGCAUGUGAAACAGGUGUGAUCAGAGCUAAUCCAUUUGUUUCCUUUCAGAUGCCAAGGGGUUGUCUAAUCCAGGAGAUGUGGAGGUUUUGAGAGAGAAGGUUUAUGCAUCAUUGGAAUCCUAUUGCAAACAGAAAUACCCAGACCAGCAGGGGAGGUGAGAGUAGUGGAAAAGUCUGUUUAAAGUGGAGUUUAGUGUAAGGGCUGAGGUAGGAGUGUCUUAUGUUUUUGUGCCCUUCACCUAUGUCUUUCUGUCCAUUAAGGUUUGCGAAGUUGCUCCUCCGUCUCCCUGCCCUGCGGUCCAUCGGUCUCAAAUGCCUUGAGCAUCUCUUCUUCUUCAAACUUAUUGGAGACACUCCAAUUGACACCUUUUUGAUGGAGAUGUUGGAGGCACCUCACCAGCUAUCCUGAGAGACCGCUUGAGUCAACUAAAAACUGUUGCUCCACCCUCAAGGACAGAUCCUGGAUCACACACUCCUGUAGACCGCCUCCUUAUGGGGAUGUUAGAUUGAACAGAGCAGAUGGCUAGACACAACCCCUUCAAUUCUCUGAGGCAUUUCUUUAUAAACCCUCUUAAGCUUUCUUAUAAAGAUGGAAGGUGCACUCUUGCAGGCACAGCGAUGAUUGUCCGAAACUGUUUAGAUGGCGGCCUCCACCGAUCAAGACAUGGCUUCCAUUUUUAAAAUCUGACGUGGGUGUGAGAUAUAUUGUUUCAUUUUGAGAGAAACUCCUAUGCAAUAUCCAUGAAUCUGAUCCAGGGGCUGAGGCUAUGUUUAAGGAGACAAUUGACCUUGCUGGAUAUGUCCAGAGAGCUCCCUCCAUCUAUAGAUGCAUACACACUUUUGCCAUGUUUGCCUGCCUUCAAGAUAAAAUUUCGGAAAUAGGAAAACUCUUCUGAGAGGGUUGGACUUUAUGAAGGAGAGCAAUAUGUAUCUAUUGGCAGGCAAAGCAAGUUUGUUGUGAGAUGAGCUGGGAAGAGACUGAUCCAGCAGCCAUGCAAGAGAGCAUGUUAAACUGUGGGAUGUAUAAGGGGAGCUGGUGGGUAGGCUUCUGAAUUUUGAUUUACAUGUAAUGAGUCCUAUUUAAUCAGUGGACAUUAUUAAUGGGGUGAUUUUCUUUCCCAUUCUCCCUGAUUUUGUGGUGCCCUAUUUAAUUACUGCACUUGUUUAACGAAAAAAAAAAAAAAAAAGCUGUAGAGUUCAUUGUAAUCAGAACAGAGAACUCUAAAUCUCUUGGGUACACUCAUUAACCUCUUUGGGGUUUGGACUGUUCCGCUUUUUGGGGUGCCUUGAAGAAAAAUAGGGUCCUCUCAGCCCUAUUGUUCUCUAGGGGGUGAGGGUGACCAUAGGCUUGGGAUGACUGCCUUUUUCCCCUUGUUUUGCUCUGUUUUAAUAAGAUUUUGGUUUUAUUGGAACAGUGAACGUAUUGCACAGAAUUUGCGUACUGGAGGGAAUAUGUGUACACCUCCCUCCGUUUUAAUGUUUUCUGCCAGUGGUCUCAGAUUGUGUGGGUUUUUAUGCCUGCUGAAUGUGAUGUUGCAAAAAUCGGUUUCAUCAAGCCUUUCCCUUCAAAUUUUAAAUGGGGUGUCUCUUUAUGGUGAGGUUUUUUUGUGGGUGUUAAAAUCCAUACCCGCACACCCCAGAUAAAUUUCUGCUGCUAGAACUGUUUAAAAUGUCUGCCUACCACCUUCUCCUCUGAUUCUCUGUCAUGAACAUUAAAGUAGGUGAUGGGUAAAGUCGUCUUCAAACUCCCCACCCCAUCCCUUUGACCUCUUUCCCAUUUACCAAUCUACAAUGUGUUUGUUUUUUGUUUUUUAUGUAUCACAUUUUGCCCCUUUCUGUAUAAAUCCCAAUGCCAAAUGCCUGACAAAUGGAGAGCACUGCAUCAGCACCUGGCUCACCCUCACCUGGCUAAGUACACUGCGGGGGAAGCACCUUGUGGGAAGGGUUUCAGACCCCUUCCACACCCUGACUCCCGCUGCCCUGUCCCAUUAUCUGCGUUCCUUCAUUAUUCCCGUUGCUUGGAAUGAACAUUAAAGAGAAUUUAGCUCAAUCUUGUGGCCUUUGGCAUUUUUAUUAAAAACACACACACACACACACACAC